UUCACUCUUCCAGCCAUGGCGUCUGCUGAUUUCAGUAAGGAACUGGACUGCUCCAUCUGUCUGCACACUUACACAGAUCCUGUAAUGCUGAGAUGUGGACACAACUUCUGCCGGGUCUGUAUCGAUCGUGCGCUGAGUACACAGGACGAGUCUGGAGUUUAUACCUGUCCUCAGUGCAGAGCACACUUUUAUAAACGUCCUUCACUGCAAAGAAACAUAACUCUGUGUAACAUAAUUCAGCAAUUUCUCUCCAUUCCGACACCACAGAAGGGCACUGGGAUUUUCUGCACUAACUGUAUUCAUUCUCCUGUACCUGCUGUUAAAUCCUGUCUGCAUUGUGAAGUUUCUCUUUGUGAUAACCACCUAAGAGUUCACAGCAAGUCACCAGAACACGUCUUAACUGAACCCUGCACUUCCCUGGAGAAGAGGAAAUGUUCUGUCCAUAAGAAGAUCCUGGAAUAUUACUGCACUGAGGAUGCUACUUGUAUCUGUGUGACCUGCAGUUUGGUUGGAGAACAUCAAGGACACUGGGUGGAGAUGCUGGAUGAGGCCUCUGAGAAGAAGAAGAAGAAAGUAACACAUAUUCUUCAGAAACUGACCAGAAAGAGAGAGGAGACUGAGACAGGAGUCCAGAACCUGGAGAAACGCUGGAGAAAAGCUCAAGAAAAAGCAACUGGUGAUGCACAAAAAGUCACUGCUCUGUUUACGGACACCAGGAGACGACUAGACAACCUAGAAAAGAAGGUCCUGAGUGAGAUCUCCAGGCAGGAAGAACAGGUGUCACUCAUGCUUUCUACUCUGAUCCAGGAGCUGGAAAUAAAGAAGGAUGUGCUAUCCAGGAAAAUGAGACACAUUGAGGAGCUCUGUAACAUGACUGAUCCACUGACUGUCUUACAGGAACCACACAUAGAUGACCUGUGUGAUCCAGAGAUGGAGGGAGGUGAUGAUACUGGAAGAGAUGAUAAACAGCUUUAUGAUGUAGCUGACACAGAAGACUUGCCUGUGUCAACAAAGAAAAAUGUAAAAGUCAGGACCGCUGGAGGGAAUGUAACAGAUCCUGGAAAUUGUGGGAACUAUAUGGAGGGUCCUGGAGACAUAUUACUGGAUGUAAACACAGCUGCUAAUAAUAUCCUUAUAUCAGACGACCUGAAAACGGCAACCUGGUCACAAACAGAACAGGACCGUCCAGAUACAGCAGAGAGAUUCCAGGAUUAUAAUCAGGUGUUAAGCAGCAGGACCUUUUUUUCAGGGCGACAUUACUGGGAUGUGGAAAGUAGUGGGAAAGCGGAGUGGCUGGUGGGAAUGUGUUAUCCGAGUAUAGACAGGAAAGGAGAUCAGUCAUACAUUGGCGAUAAUGACAAGUCCUGGUGUCUGCAAAGGGAAAAUAAUUAUUUAGUUAUGCAUGACAGUCAAGCGAUCCAGUUACCUGUCAAAAUUUCUAGUGAUAAAGUUAGGAUAUGUCUGGACUAUGAGGCCGGGCAGCUGUCCUUUUACGAGCUGUGUGACCCCAUCAGACACCUACAUACCUUCAAUGCCACCUUCACCGAGCCCCUUCAUGCUGUAUUAUGCUUGGGUAACGGUUCCAUAAAGAUAUCAGGCUGGGGCAGCAACUGUGAGGAACUAUGA
Molecule: messenger RNA, 1626 nt
Organism: Bufo gargarizans (Asiatic toad)
Lineage: Eukaryota; Metazoa; Chordata; Amphibia; Anura; Bufonidae
Product: E3 ubiquitin-protein ligase TRIM11-like
Exons: 2
Coding region: 16-1626 (536 amino acids)
Molecular function (GO): zinc ion binding; protein binding
Source: RefSeq, a predicted model, not a curated record